This is a messenger RNA of Pimephales promelas (fathead minnow), 1169 nucleotides long. RefSeq names its product glycine N-acyltransferase. The record is from RefSeq and is a predicted model, not a curated record. Gene Ontology annotation, molecular function: glycine N-acyltransferase activity. Gene Ontology annotation, cellular component: mitochondrion. Lineage: Eukaryota; Metazoa; Chordata; Actinopteri; Cypriniformes; Leuciscidae.
AGACCAUAGACGGGUUCGGACUCGGAGGCUUUUAAAAGCGCUCAGUAGACACUCUCACGCCGAAAGAAGGGACCCCUCACAAUGCGUCAGCUGACUACAGAGGAUCUGAAGACCCUGGAAGUAGACCUUAAAAACUACUUUCCACAGUCGCUGCAGGUAUAUGGAUGUAUUGUUCAACUCAACAGAAGGAGAGCUGAUCCUGUUAGUGUGUUUGUUGACCUGUGGCCGGACUUCAGAGUUUUACUCAUUAAACCAGAAAUUCGUGAGACAGGAGACCAUUUCAAAGACUUGACUGUGUUUUCAAAAAACGAUGUCUGCCUCAGAGACCUGCUGCUGGCACAAACAGAUGUCAUUGACUGGAAAAUGUAUAUUUGCUUAGCCACUGAGCUUCAUCAUGAAAAGAUGCUGGAAUUCGUGGCUAUAAACAGAGGUGUACCCAUGAAGAAAGAAGCAGUGUGCCUGGAAAUGGUUCUUCGAGAGCCAUCAAAAUGUUCACAAAUUGAUAGGAUUGCAAGUGUGACCCCUGAAGGCAGGCUCACACUCACACUACAGGACUUUUGGCUGGAUUUUGAUGUCGCAGACAGAUUUCCGAGUGUAUCACUGAAGCUGUCUUCUCUCAAUGAGUCUCAUCUUGCACUAGUCAACAGUAGCUGGAAAUUUGGCUGUGAACACAGCAAAGUAAUGAUUAAGAAUAUGAUUUUGAACUUUCCCUCUUGUUGUGUCUUGGACGCAGAUGAUCAACCAGUAGCAUGGAUAUUAACGUAUCCCUCCUGUGCUCUGGGAAUGUUGUACACUGUUCCAGAACACAGAGGAAAAGGCUAUGCAAAAGCACUGGUCACCAUUAUGUCAAAAAGACUCCACUCUCAAGGCUGUCCAGUGUACUGUUUUAUAGAGGAGAAGAACCAGUUAUCCUACAGGCUCUUUACAAGCCUGGGUUUCACAGAGGAACCGGAUUACAGGGCAGCCUGGUUUGGAUUUAAUGAUUUUUAAUUGGGCCAUAUCAGAACAACCAAACAGAAUGGUUUAGCUUCUGUCUGAAAUGCUAUGUAUUAUGUAAAAGCUGUUUUCUGAUUUAAUGUAGUACAACUUCCACAAGGCACCAUCAACAACCAAACAAUUGAUUUAUUUAAAUAAGGAUUCAUUCCAUCAAUAAAAUGUGUACAACACAA